Messenger RNA from Aethina tumida (small hive beetle), 3799 nucleotides. Its product is annotated as interference hedgehog-like. Gene Ontology annotation, cellular component: plasma membrane; axon. The transcript has 10 exons. Gene Ontology annotation, molecular function: protein binding. NCBI's taxonomy places the organism in Eukaryota, Metazoa, Arthropoda, Insecta, Coleoptera, Nitidulidae. Gene Ontology annotation, biological process: cell-cell adhesion; axon guidance. The coding region runs from base 274 to 2736 and encodes 820 amino acids. The record is from RefSeq and is a predicted model, not a curated record.
GAGACGAGCCAGCAACUAUCGGAAUGCGUGUUGUAUUGUAAACAGCGCAUCGUAGCGGUAUAGGACGCUGUUCGUACUUAAGUACAAUUAAAAAGACCCUGCGCAAUAUUAUUACGGGCUUGGAUUUAAAUUAAAGACUGUGAUUCGUUGUGUAAUGUGCGGUGACUUGUGUUCUUGAUCUUUACUGUUUGUAAUUAUUGCUGAUGAACCGAAAAGAGAAUGAGCCGAUAGCAAAGUAACCCAUACACGUGGUCAUAUAAGGGAUGAGUAAGGAUGGAGAGUUCGCGGGAUUGUCAGAAUGUGUUCCUGUGGGUGUUGGUGUUCUUGGGAGGAAUUUUGGCAGAUAACGAAUAUAUGGUAUCAAAACCAGAACAAAUCACUCUUGCACUAACUUACGAAACCAGAUUAACAUGUGAAAUGAACAUCGAACCCGAUAAAUUCGAAUGGAAGAUCUAUCCAACCACCGACUAUUACAACCCAAUGGCUGACAUACACCUCAACACUUCAAAUUUCCACGUAAAACCUGAUUUCAAAGAAUUGAGAAGUGAAAGACACAACAGACAAAGAAAGAAAUCUUAUCUGACAAUAAAGGCAAACAACAACGAUGUUGCAGGCGAUUAUCAAUGCCUGGCUUAUUAUGGAGCGUCAGUUGUAGCUAAUGUGCCGUGGAGGAUAUCCAUUGCUAAGCAGAACGACUUCUCCUAUCAACCAAACGCUCAUGCGGAAGUUACGGAAGGAAACACCGUUUCUUGGAGGUGCGAACCUCCGGACACCAAUCCGGAGGCUUAUAUUGAUUACUACAAGGGCGACCAACUUAUCAUGCCACCCUUUGAAGAGCCUAAAAUUAAGUCGCUACUUUUAGAAAAAGUACGCUACGAAGAUAGUGGGCAAUAUAAAUGCACCGCCGCUGUCAAUGGUAUUAAGUACACUUCCAAAGCGACAUUGACUCUAAAGGUGCACAGGCAUAUGGAAAAUAAAGAGCCCAGCUUUAUUAUUAAACCUAAAGAAACAUACACCGUUACAAAAGGAAGUAAUGUUUUCUUGGAUUGUGCGGCCGUUGGCAAUCCCGUCCCCAAAGUCGUGUGGUACAAAAAGAACGGUCCAUUGCCGGAGGACAGAAUCGAUAUGAUCAGCGGAGGUUUAAAAAUACGCAACGUUACAUCAUCAGAUGAUGGAGUGUACGUUUGCAACUACACAAACCCAAAAGGCACAGUUUCCCAUCAAAUCACUGUAAUAUACAAUGAAGCUCCUAGCAUAGACUGCCCUGUAACUAUAACUGACGUAAGACAAGGAGAGAAUUUAGACUUGGACUGUACUGUAACAGGUACCCCCGAACCUAGAAUCACAUGGUUCCUAAACGGAUACUCCGUUAACGAUAGUUCAAUAGAAGCCAUAGGCAACAAAAUAUACAUAAGACCUGUUGACAAAAAGCAUGCGGGUAACUUACAAAUUUUCGCAAGAAACUCAGUAAAAACUGUAUAUAACACAAUAAGUGUGCGGGUACUACCUAUACCGUCGAGCGGUUCAAGCGCACCGGUGAAAAGCCCAUCCAGACACCGAAAGCGUCCGAAGAAACCCCAAAAAGGUAAAGGUAGAACGCCAGAAAUGAUCCCGCCAACCAAACCAAUUAUUUCGAGGGUGAACGAUGAAUCGGUUAUGGUGCGAUGGUCGGUGCCUCAGAACAGUGGGUUACCGAUCCAGUUCUUCAAGGUGCAGUUCAGGGAACUGGGACAGGCUUCUUCCACCGAACCGCACAGGGGUAAAGGUUGGAAGACGUUGAAUGCUGACAUACCACCCACCACGUACAAUUAUGAAGUUAGAGACUUGAAACCGGAGCAUAUUUAUAAGUUUAGGAUUGCCGCAGUUUUUAGCAACAACGACAACAAACCCAGCAAUAAUUCUGAUAAAUUCCAUUUGAAACGACUCGACUUCGAUGACCGAAAUCCGUUACCCGUACCCAUUCUUCUGGAUUCCGAAACCGUCAAUUCUACGUCAAUUAAAAUAUACUGGAAGCUUCCCGACGAUGUAGAUCCAAAUGCAGCCAUAGACGGAUAUUAUGUAAAAUAUCUUUCAUCAAGUAAAGCUGGUGAUUACUUAUCAGCUACAAUUGAUGGAAAAAAUACGAGCUCGUACAUCAUAUCUCAUUUGCAGCCUGACAUGUUGUAUGAUAUAAAACUACAGAGUUAUAACUCUGGUACAGCAAGUGGCUUUAGUGACAUUAUGAAGGGUAAAACAGCUGCUGCUCCAGUCAACAUUACCACAACAGUACCACCUCCAAUAGCCCCAGCUGCUAUAAACGAAACCAAUUUAUACAUUUAUAUUGUUAUUGGUGUAUUUUUAGUGGCUUUGCUUGUAACCAGCGUUGUAAUGUUGUUUGUAUGUAGAAAAUGGAAGAAAAAGAAAAGCUUAAAUGACAACAACAAAACAGGCGUGGAGGAUCAUCAUAUUCAAGCAGACGGUAAUGAUUUUGUAGUCGGUACUAAAAGCUUGCCGCGAUCUAAUGGAGUAGUAUCUAAUAACAGGAUUACAAUUACAGCUAAUCCUUUAGCAGAUGCGGAAAACAAGAAUCAAAACAUGAUUGAAAUGUCCUGUAUCACUGCUCAAAACAACAACUUCACACAGCCUUCUUCAACGGCCGGUGAAGAACAACCGGCUUCAUCAAAAUCUAAGAGCAGAGAUAAAAACAAACGUAACAAAACUGUGGACAGUAAGUCCUCGGGCGAAAAUUACGUUUGAUAGAUAUUACUUAAUUUAAAAAAAGUGACUGAUUGACGUUCUAUUAUAGUGGCUGAAAGCAAAAAACUGUUAGAUUUAAUUUUUGUGUUCUAAACACCGUGUAUAGUAUGAUGCAGUUUCUUGCCUGAGUUCGGAUCAAGCUGAAGCAACGAUCUAAUAUAUAAUGAAUAUAUUAUUUAUUAAAACUGUUCACUUAAUAUAUGUAUAUACGUUUUUGAUAGUAGUUCAUUUGUGGAAACUGCCUUCUCGUGAAUUAAGUUUUAAUAAUUGUUUUAUAACUAUUACUGUUUGAAAGAAUACCCAUAGUAUACAACAUAUAUAUUUAAUUGUAAAAUCUUAAAUUUUUGAACAAACAGGAGAUCUGAAAAUUUUAGAUUUCUCAUUUAUUUAUUUACUAAUUAAUUUGUUAAAUCUUUGAUAUUGUACAAAUCUUAAGUUUGGCAUAAGACUGUGAUAUUUUUUAAUGUGUUUUUAUAUGAAAUGUUUGUGAAGAUUAUAUAAUUAUAUUUUUGUGUGAAUUAUUCUCUUACAAUGUCAAAGAUGCAUGUGUAUAGAAUUUUGUAUAUAAUAGUAUCAAAAUAGGCCAUUAUGCAGUGUAUAUAUUAAAUUUCAACUUAGAACUUUAUACACUGUAAACAGUUUUUUAUUUACACAGAUACACUUUAAAGAUUGAUGUGUGAAUGAAAUACUGUUUUUAACAGACUUAUUGUAUUUUUUUCGAUUCUUUUUAUAACUCAUUAAUUAAAUGUAACGAUUUUAACAGUAUUAAUUAUUUAUUGUCAUGUUUAAUUUAGGCAGCUAUAUAGGAUUAGGUUGUAGGAGCAAAAUAAGCUUUUAUUGUGCAAAUACGAAUUUAGUAAUUUAAUUCAUUACGGAGCUUAUGGUUUUGCUGAUUCCUAUUUUUGUAAAGGCUGUUUAACAUAAGAUUACAUUAUGUUUUCAAUAGACAUUUUGUACUUACUUCCAUUUGUUUAUUGAAUUUUAACAGUAUAUUAAUUAGAAAAAUAUAUACAUAACUUUUUUUUUGUUUUUGGCGUUCAUUUUUGUAAAUAUAUAAUUUCAA